Molecule: messenger RNA, 2350 nt
Organism: Octopus bimaculoides (California two-spot octopus)
Lineage: Eukaryota; Metazoa; Mollusca; Cephalopoda; Octopoda; Octopodidae
Biological process (GO): central nervous system development; spinal cord motor neuron cell fate specification; neuron projection morphogenesis
Cellular component (GO): nucleus
Molecular function (GO): DNA-binding transcription factor activity, RNA polymerase II-specific; sequence-specific double-stranded DNA binding
Source: RefSeq, a predicted model, not a curated record
GUGAAGUAACGAAAAGCUCAAGCGGCGAUGAAUGUCCCGUAAAGAAGAAGAAAGCAAGAACAACGUUUACAGGCAGACAAAUAUUUGAACUUGAGAAACAAUUUGAACAGAAGAAAUAUUUGUCGUCAAGUGAACGGGCAGAAAUGGCAACACUUUUGAAUGUCACAGAAACGCAGGUGAAGAUCUGGUUCCAGAAUCGGCGAACAAAAUGGAAGAAGCAGGAAAAUAUUUCAAACGCUGAGGCGGCAGAGCAUAAGAAUGCUUUGGUGCGUGAGAAUCAACGAGAAUGCGGCGGCAAUGGUAGUGGUGGUGGUACUGGUGGUAGUGGUGGUGGAAGUAAUAGUAGCAGCAGUGGUAGUAGUGGUUGUGGCAGUGGGCGUGGCGGAAGCUCUGGCGGUGGUGGUGGCGGUGGCGGCGGUGGUAGUGGUGGUGGUGGUGGUGGUGGUAGCGGAAGUGGGCAGAUGAACAACUCUAAUAACCCAAGCCAUCAUCAUUCACAACAACAACACCAUCACCAUCAUCACAGCAGCAACAGCAGCAGCAGCAGCAACAACAACAACAACAACAGCAGCAACAGCAGCAGUAACAGUGCUAAUAUCAACUCUAAUAACAGCCACAAUAGUCACCACAGCAACAACAGCAACAGCAGUACCGGAAGUCGCAGCAGAACUAAUAGUCCGAGUCACGUGAUCGGCAAUGGCGCGGGUGGGGCGAAUGUGUAUUCGUCUUUACCCCCGUCGCCACCAGGGCAUCCUUCGUCAGCCAUGAUGCACCAAGUGCAACAGCAGUAUCAUCAUAAACAACAACAGCAGCUGUCGUCGUCGUCGUCAUCGUCGUCUUCUUCUUCUUCUUCUUCCUCUUCUUCAUCGUCGGCCAUGUUGGGAUCGGCGACAACAGUGUUACCGCCGCCGACCAUCAAUGGCCCGAAUCUUUCUUCACGGCAUCCUCCUCCUCCUCCUCCACCCCCGCCGCCGAUAUCCACUCUUCCACCCCCUCCCGGGGUAACACCACUGCAAUUCGCACACAUGGCGUCGUCGAAACAUCACAUGCAAAACCUUCAAACGCAGCAGCAACAACAUCAUCAUCACCAACAACAGCAGCAUCUUCAUCAACAGCAACAACAACAUAAGUUAUCGUCGCAUCAUCAUCAACAACCGCCACCACCUCCCUCACUGCCGCCUCUUCCGCCGCCGUUGCCACCUUCCCCACAACAGUCUCCAUCGCUACUUCCACCUCCUCACCAACAACAUCAUCAUCACCAGCAGCAACAACAACAGUCGAGAUCGCCGAUACAUCAUUCUCCCAUGUCCCCACAAGCAUCACUAUCGCAACAACACUAUACCCAUCAUCAGGCAUCACAACAACAACAGCAUCAUCUAAAGCAACCACGUUCUCCAAUACUGCUCAGACGAUCGGUGUCGCCUCCGUUGGACGUUGUCCAUACGCUCUCAGCGCCAUCUACGCCAAAUCCGAACGUACAUCACGACGACGAAGAAGAAGGAGUGCAGGCACAUGAACAAAGACAUGAAGAGCAAGAAGAGUUAGAAGUUCAAGAAACCCAAGAAGAAGAAGAGGAAGAAGAGGAAGGAGAGCAACGAUACCAAGAUCGUAAACAACAACAACAGCGACAAUCACCUCAUCACCAAGAGCGAGAAGGAGAAAGAAUUGGGAAAGAAGGUGAAAUUAAAGAGGAGGGAGAAGUUGUCGAAGAAGAAGAAGACGAAGAAGUCGACGUCGAUGGUCAAAUACCUCCUUCUCCGAAUCUGCAACAACAACAACAGCACCAUCCAACGCCGCAACAACAACUUUCUCCCCAAGCAAAUCUGCCACACAAUUCAAAGGACAUUAUUAAUAACAGAGUUUGUUGCAGUUCGGAUUCAGGUGAAAAUAGUCGAUCUCCCUCGAGAUCAGAUCGUCAACAGUUAUCUCCCGCUGAGGUGGUCGAUUACCAAAAUGUCUACAGUCCAGACGGUAAUAAUUCGAUGCCUGUCGUUAACGAACGAACGAACAGCACCACCUCUCGGCGUGACCGUUAUUCUAUCAACUACCAAGAAGAGACAAUGAUAGAAAGACCGUGUAGAACAAUGUCACAUAACGUUGACCAUCAUAGUGGAUAAAGCUGUACAGCAAAAAAAAGAAAAAAAAGAUCGGCAAAUAUGUUUAUAUAUAUAUAUAUGUAUAUAUAUAUAUAACCUUUCUCUCCAUCCCACCGUAAUGCCACGAAAAUUACCCCAGCCCCGUCUUCAUGAAUGAAAGACAACAGUUGAAUAAUAAAGAAACUAUUUUUCAGAAAGGCAACAUGCAAUACUGAAAAAAAAAGAACCUCUAAAAAAGAUGUGUGUGUAUAUAC